Messenger RNA from Symbiodinium sp. CCMP2592, 1521 nucleotides. Lineage: Eukaryota; Dinophyceae; Suessiales; Symbiodiniaceae. The record is from the annotation of a GenBank genome assembly.
AUGGCUUGGCGGCAUACAGCUCUGCAACAAAAUUUCUUGUUCUUUAUUGCGGCACGGCGCCGCCGGGGAUCCGAAUUAUUAGCAAGGCAGUGCAUCGAGAUGGGUGUAAAUCUAGAGGAAGUGGAUGUUCAUGGGCAGACGCCCCUGUAUUACGCCGCAGCGCGCGGCAAUUUGGUCAUAGUGAAAUUCUUGCUUAAUCUGGGGUUUGAAGUGAACUUUCGCGACAAGGCCAGGAAGACUGCUCUCUUCUUUGCCAUUGAGAAGAAUCACAUGGACGUGGUCGACUACCUGAUAGAACGUUCUGCCUCUACAUUAGUUCGGGCCUCCGACGGCAAGACGCCACAGUCGAUGCUCAAGGCAAUGAAUCACAAGGCCCCCAGCAGGAAAAGAGAGCGGGUGUCACCAACACCAACUUUCGUUUGCCCGGGCGCGGCAACACGGAGCCGUUUUGCUCAGUGGGAAUGGGCCGGGGCCCAGGAGGAGACUGAGCCAGUAUUUGAGAAAAAGGAGGACAACGUGCUCGUGGAGAACGCGCAGUACUACGUGUGUGCAUCAGUGACAGGGUGUUCGAAACGCCUCCGCCGCUCGGAACGGGAGUUUGUUGGAGAUCACGCACAUCUCCAUCAGCAAGAGACCUGGUACAGCAACUUGACUCCUGAGAAUUCUGCCGCGCUCGUGAGCGUGAGCAUGGGCGACGAAAAAGCACAUGAGAAAACCAUCGACGAGUUGGCGCAGGGAUCACGGCCUCGUGCCUUCACGCUGGCAGCAGUGUCGCAACAGACUCGCACACUCGCUGGUUAUGUGUAUGCAUCUUUCACGGACGAGACGUUGAAGAUCGGCCAAGUCAAAGUGGACCGCCCCCAUCAAGAACGGGGACUAGGCGGUCUGCUACUCAAAGCGGCCGAGAAGCGAGCACAGAACUUGGGAGCAUCCAUCUCGAAAGCGAAACUCACGGUCCUCGAAACCAACACAGGGGCUCAAAGAUGCUAUGCAAAGUCGGGGUUCAAGGUUACCACGACAUACUCGUCAAGUUUUCCACCGUGCGCUUGCGAAGCUAAGCGAAUCCCUUGCCACCAUGAGAAGAUCCGGUGGUACAACAUGGAGAAAGCUUUGCCUGACAACACGGCGGACUUCUAUGGGCUGAAGGCGCUCUACAGCUUCAUCGGUGGGCCCACGGUGCAGGCGGCCAUGAUGACGGGAGGUGGCACGGGCCUUUGGCUUCGAGGCCUCUGCCAUGACCUGGCGAAGGCGGAAGCAGCGGACUUCUCGGUAAACAGCCGGAGCCAUCGAGUCUAUGCGCGCCUACGCUACGGCCAAGAGUACAGCGGCGACUGGAUCGUCUCCUCCCCGAGGAACCUGCCACAUGUGCAGUACGAGCUCUACGAUGCCUGCCUGGCACGCGACCCCAUCACCGCGCUGAACAAGAUGGGUGCUGCGGGGUUCCGGCCCUGCGUGGAGCCGCCCACUGUGCCUGCUAGUACCUCGUGCCAGAACGAUGACUGGGAGAUCAUGCUGUACAAG